CAGAGAAGUGAAUACAACAGAUUUAUCAGUGUUGUGAUUGAUUAAGAUUGAUAGCUACGAGCUCUGUUCUUCUUAUUUAUCAGUUGCACCACAAAUUUCAAGAACAAAAGUUCAAGGUUGGAAGACAAACUCAGCGAUGGGGAGGAAGAGGAGCGCGCCGCUGAACAAGCUCUUUGCGUUGGUGCGGCGGCAGUCCACCAAGGUGAAGACUUUCGUGGCCACGGUGUCGAUGCUGGCGGCGCUGGUGGCGCUCAGGUUCCUCGUCCACGACCACAACCAUUUCUUCGUGGCCUCCGAAUCCAUCCAUUUUGCCGGGAUUUUGGUCCUCAUUUACAAGCUCACUACUAAAAAAUCUUGCUCAGGCCUUUCUCUGAAGACACAAGAACUCACUGCCAUGUUCUUGGCUCCAAGAUUAUGUUGCAGUUUCUUUAUGGAGGGCGACAUUCACACUUUUCUCGAUUUUGUAACGCUCGUGGCAACGCUGUGGGUCGUAUACAUGAUGAGGUUCAAGCUGAAGUCGACCUACAUUGCAGACUUGGACAAUAUGCCCUUGUAUUAUGUGGCGGUUCCUUCUGCAAUUCUAGCCCUGUUCAUCCAUCCUUACACGCACCACGCUCAUGCUGGCCGGAUGCUGUGGGCCUUCUCUGUCUACGUGGAGUCCAUCUGCGUAUUGCCACAGCUUCGGAUGAUUCAGAACACCAAGAUGAUAGAGCCAUUCACAGCCAAUUACGUAUUUGCACUCGGUGUUGCAAGAUUUCUAGGAUGUGCUCAUUGGAUCAUCAAGGUAUAUGAUUCGGCUGGUGCAUACUUGUUCCUGGUUGGAGCUAGCUACGCGUGGCUUCCCAUGGUUCUGCUAACAGAAGUUGUACAGACAUUCAUCUUAGCCGAUUUCUGUUAUUACUACAUCAAGAGUAUGAUGAAUGGCCAACUCCUUGUCACCCUGUCGUCCCCUGUCUAAUAAUUUUCAGAGUAGACAUCAUGUUUGUGGAUAUAAAUAUGUUCAUGCAUGAAAGGGAUGGAUAUUAUGUACUAUUUCCUUGUGUCUAAUCUUGGAUUUAUAAGUUGCAUUAUCCUGUCUAA
Salvia hispanica is the source of this 1080-nucleotide messenger RNA. RefSeq lists its product as uncharacterized. Gene Ontology annotation, cellular component: membrane. Gene Ontology annotation, molecular function: ER lumen protein retrieval receptor activity. Gene Ontology annotation, biological process: protein retention in ER lumen. Lineage: Eukaryota; Viridiplantae; Streptophyta; Magnoliopsida; Lamiales; Lamiaceae. The record is from RefSeq and is a predicted model, not a curated record.